AUGUUCAUUGAAGCCACGUAUCAGAAUGUGUACAACCAACGUCGACCGUCGCUCCCCGACAUUGAAGCGACAUUACAAGACAUUUUCAACCACCACCCACUCGUCACCUCCACCGAUGCUGGUGAUUCUGCGAUACCUGCAGACGCCCUUGUUGGCGUUCUCAAUUCAUUAUCGGCUGUUCACAAUGGUUUCGAGCUUAUGGACAGCACAGAAAUAGCCCAGCUCAACGAUGUUCUCAAAGACAAUCCUGGCCUGCAAGUAACUCCACCACUUUUAGUGCAGUUCUACGCGGACAAAACCAAGCAGCAUGUGUCUUCUCUGUCUUCUUCGACAUAUGAUGCGGCAGACUUGUUGGAAGGUCGGGGGCGCGCUCAAGACCGGACAGAAGGCGAAGAAUUUUCCCCGUCGUCAAGUAGUGACUCCCAAAGCCGACCUUCAUCUCGCGGACCACCUCUGACGCCCAAAACACAGUCAGUAUUUGACACGCAGCGACGCCAGCGUUCGACUCCACUGGGUAAUAAUGCCCCAUCGAGUUGGACCAAGCGACCGCCCGCCCCUCAUCGAAGGAAAAGUGACGCUGGUAGUCGUAGCGAUUCAGAAAACAGCCCAAAUGCCUUUAGGCAGUCAUUCUCACGGAACAGGGCCCCGUCGAAUCCUACUUCUCCUUCAGCAAGCAUGUCUUCAACUCAGAACAAUUUCCCGCUUGUCGGAUCACCUCCCUCUCGGCCCCAUUCGCGUGCCCAUUCAAACCCACAGUCUUUUACCAGUCCCUAUCGAGAUGAUGAUGACAGCAUGCACGACACUACGUCGAUAUAUGAUUAUACAGGACAGCGAAUGGAUGACUCAUUCAUCACAUCCGUAUCAUCAUUGCCUAUGCCGCAUUCAUCGUCAGACUCUGACGAGGAAGAUCAUUCUGAAUUGGGUUUAGUGAUGGAGCGCCAAACUACGAGUUCGACCGCCUCUCUGGAGCCCUUUGAGCGUGUCGAUGCCAUGCAGAAGCAGAUUUCAGAACUAAUGAGGAGGCUAACUGAGACAGACAGGGCUUUACAGAAGAGGAUUUCGGAACAUGACUCCGAAGUGGAGGAGUUGUCAACAAGAAUAGAUGAGUUGCGUAGUGAGCUGAACGCUUCCAAGCGUGACGAGAAGGACCUGAGAUCCAAGGAGCGAACAUACAUGAACCAGAUCUCAGCGUUGGAGAACGAAAUCGCAAAGCUUUCAAAGUCGCUGGAAUCUUCUCGCUCAUCUUAUGCCAACUUACAGAAGCAGUACUCCGAACAAUGCAGCGCCUCUGAGAAAUACCGUGGUGACUUGCGUCAGCGGGAAGAGACGAUCCGAAAUCUCAAGGAAACUGGCUCGUUACACGAAAUGGAAGCUAUGAAGUGGACCAAAGAGCAUGAAGCAUACGAAGCUCGAAUCUCUAGCCUCGAGAGUGAACUGGAACUGGCACAACAAGUCCAAGCCCAGUUAGAUGAACAGAAGCAGGAGAAUCUCUUGCUGAAGGAGACGAUUGAUCGCAUGAGAUUUGAUAUGGACGAGAUGAGAAAUAAUGCUUCCAGCGUUAUGGGUGGCUCCAGUGGGAACUCUAGCGCAGCCAAUACCCUGAGCAAGAGCCUGGGUGCCGAGUUGGCAAGUAAGAUCAAAGGUAGUUGGGGUCUAGAAGACAAAGAGGAUGUAGAAGAUGAAGGAGAUAGUGCGGCGACCACCGUUGAACACGAUAGCGACGGCGAAGAUGUGAUCCAAACAAUUAUAACGAGGAAGAAACGGAAGGUCUUAAGUCGCGCGAACAUGCUUGGAACAACAACUGUCGAGGAAUAUAAAGAAUAUUCUGACACCUCUGUGCAAUACGAUGCUACUGCUUUUAUAUCAACCAUCGCGACACAGACAGACCUGGAACCUAUCGUCCUCACGGCUUCUUCUAGCAUUCAGACUGGCGAACUUCCUGCGCCACUUUCCAAACUUGAAAUUGUACCAAAGGUUAUCAUGGAUAGGGACAUACAAACAGAUCUCGUGGAGAUCGACGGGACCUCGCGAUCCCCUUCACCCGAUGAAGCAAUGGCUUCUUCCUCAUCAACUAUUAUUCCUUCCACGCCCAAGCCCCUUCGUCGAUCCCUUGAAAUUCCUUCGGACCAGCCGCCCGCAUACGACCAGCACGCGGAACAUGACCGGGGUAUCGCUUCUGACACUCUGAAGAAAUUACACCCUGGUGCCGAGACGCCUCUGGCAGGGGUACCAGGUGGUGUUUCAAAAGAUGUUGUCGACGCCUGGAACAUGGUCAAGGAAGCGGUCGGGUGCAAGUGCUCGGUCAUAGACACGGUCAUUGAAAACUCAGAUAGGAUCAACAGCUCUCAACCACCAAAGGACGCUAAACGCCGGAGAAACCGUUUCUACAACAUUAUGUAUGUGGUCCGCGAUGGUUCUCCGCCCCUUCCGAAUGGUGUGGUCACCCAGGCUGCUAUGGUUUUCGGUGCUUCGGCACUAGUCCUCCUUGCUCUCGGCCCGUACAUGGUCCCUCCCUAUUCAGUUCCUGGCGGUCCGACCUACUAUGACCGUACUGCUUGGAAUAGUUUUAACACGAUGCAGGCGGCCGGAGAAGGUUUUUCUCCUGAUGGCACAGCAGCUGUAUGGCACUUCUUGGGUCGUGUAGGUGGCGGCGCCGCGCGAAUGGCAAGAGGCUGGCCGACAUGA
Guyanagaster necrorhizus is the source of this 2685-nucleotide messenger RNA. RefSeq lists its product as uncharacterized. The coding region runs from base 1 to 2685 and encodes 894 amino acids. Lineage: Eukaryota; Fungi; Basidiomycota; Agaricomycetes; Agaricales; Physalacriaceae. The record is from RefSeq and is a predicted model, not a curated record. The transcript has 6 exons.